Molecule: messenger RNA, 745 nt
Organism: Bombus huntii
Lineage: Eukaryota; Metazoa; Arthropoda; Insecta; Hymenoptera; Apidae
Product: defensin-1
Exons: 3
Coding region: 16-489 (157 amino acids)
Biological process (GO): humoral immune response; defense response to bacterium
Source: RefSeq, a predicted model, not a curated record
CUUACCCGUAUACUGAUGAAGAGAUUGCCUUAUAUACUACACUUCAUUGAGUAUGCACUUGUAUCCACAUGGUUCAAUGGACACGGAGUUGUAUAUAAACCGCGACAGCUAACGUUCAAUCAUCAGACACUUCUCGGUCUAUUCUUCAGUAACUUGGACACAGUCUGCCAUCGAAUUUUCAUAAAAACUUCAGCCAAAAUGGUGAAGGUCUAUUUUCUUGUCGCUCUUCUCUUUGUGGCUGUAGCCGCCAUCAUGGCAGUACCCGUGGAGGAGGAAUACGAGCCCCUGGAACACGCUGGUAUCGAGGAACGUGCUGACAGACAAAGAAGAGUGACCUGUGACCUUCUCUCCAUCAAAGGAGUCGCUGAACAUAGUGCUUGCGCUGCCAACUGUCUCAGCAUGGGCAAAGCUGGAGGUCGCUGCGAGAACGGAGUCUGCCUUUGUCGCAAGACCAACUUCAAGGAUCUCUGGGACAAACGUUUCGGUUAAAUCCAAUCCUACACCAAGCUCCGACGAAUUUUCCAUGCAACGAGAGAUACGCGAAGAAGACGCGACUAAUGUCAAGAAGUUACCAAAUAUUUAAAAAACUACGCUUAUUUUAUUAUAGUUAUAGUGAAUCUUUCCUUACUAAAAAUUCCGCGGAGCUUAGGUUGUUAAAAGCCACUUUAUUUGAUAGUACAGCUGAGUUUUUUUGACAAGCUAUUAUACAGAAUAAAUAAAGUUUCAAAAGAAGAAAAAACAUAAA